AUGCUACUGAAACCGAAGCUAUCUCGGAUAUCUGCACUCAUAUCCACUCUCAAUAUCUUAGUUUGUCAAGCCGCAUGGGUCAGGAAGUUUGGGUGCUGUUCAACUGAGACAUGUAACCCACUGGACGGCCCGUUUCGUGUCGACAAUCUGCACGGCACGUUGGAAGAAUUUGACAAUUCUGCAGUAUUGUCAUUGUCAAUAUUAGCAAUCCACGAUACAGCACGAUUCACAUGCAGCGAUCUCGACCUAGCAUGGCUGGAGGCUUCCUUGCAUUUCAAUGUGCUCGGUAUUCCAGUCGGACACGUAAAAAACUUUAGCUCGAAUUGUCCUCUGCCGAUCACUAAGUACCUGACACCUCCAGAAGGCUCUCUCUUCUCGAGGUACGAGUUCUUCUAUUCCCUUGGAAAUGCCCAUCGACUCCAAACCAUCGUUUCAGAUGUCAAGUUCCGUACCCGUGAUGGUGUCCAACUUGAGUGUGUGACACCCAAAAUCACUCCGGAUAUCGGCCCAGCAGCCUCAGCAACCUUCACCUAUCUCGCCGCUGCUGUGAUGGUCCUCGUUGGCAUCGCAUCCUGGAAAACCCACGCAAAUGAUGGAUCCAUUAUGUCAACUGAGUCUAGCUCACCCUGGUCUAUCCUGGGUAUAGUUUGGAGAAUCACACUGGACAUAUCUGAAUACCUACGGUAUCUGCAGUUCAUAUUUUUGGCUGCGUCUCUUAGCUUGGAGUAUCCGGGGUUCUAUAAACCAAUAGUCAGCAAAGUGGCCUGGGCUUCACUUCUCUAUUGGACCGGGCCUAUCAACCACGGCUUUACUUACCCUGGAAUUGAAGAUGGACUUUAUUCCCUCAAUGGAACCUACGGGCUUGAGUACAUGUCGCAAACCCUUGGUUUUCCUGCCAUGCCGGAUAUCAUGAUAAAUUCAUUUAUCAAUCUGUUCAUUCUCAUAUUUGGAGUCAUGUUCGGCAUUUUGAUCCUGCUUCUGAUUACGUCGCAAUUCGGUGGGGGGAUACACCUCGGUUCGGUGACUUGGGACGCAGGAAUCGUCCUCAUUGGCAUGAUUCUGUCGCUAUUCAGCCUCCCUCUACUAUCCUUUAUGUCCUAUGAGUUGAUUCUCGUUGGAUACCUGCCGAACUACCGCAUCAUUAUAGUCGGAUUCUCGAUAGCAGUUAUCGUUUUUUCAAAUCUGCACAUCACUCGCCACAUCAAUCGCCAAACCGAGCCUAUUGAUUGCUCAUCCCCAGACAACUUUGCUCAGAGCGGCAGGUUGGCCAUGUGUUUGUGGAAGGCUCAGCGAUAUUUCACACAAUAUCUGCCAGCUGCAGUUCCCCUGUUGCAAAGUAUUGCAAUUGGUGGAUUGCAAGAUUGGGGGCUCGUACAGGUCCUCGUGCUAAUGGGGCUCGAGAUUAUCCUUCUCCUACAUAUGGCUAUGUCACUUCGUGGCAAGCUUCUUGUGUCUCCGUCUGCUUGGUGCACUGUUGCUCGUCUGUUGGUCAUCUCACUAACCAUCACUUUCGCUUGUUCGUCGAAUGAAACAACGAAACAGUGGGUCGGCUACAUAAUGCUGUGUUCUCACGGUACUGUGAUUAUUUUCGGCUUCCUUUCUGUUGCCAUUUGGCGGCUGGCACGGCCAGUUGUACGGGACGAUGGGUCUAUCCCGAGACCCCGAUUCAGUCAAGGAAGCGUGUCAAACCCUCCGUCUUCAUCUCCUGACAUAUUCCAAAAUGGUGCCCCGAACCGGUAUAUGGCAUAUCCGUUGAAUAAAAUUGGUGCACCUUCACAAAAAAGGACUUCCCCUUCGCUACAUAGCUCCGACGGCGCAGUAACCGCUGGGAGAUCGUUUUCUCCAUUCGAUGCCCCUGAAAACUUUGCGUCCAUUCACGGACCAACGCCAAUCAAUGGAAGAUCUUACAUUACGGAUUUUUCUGCUUUUUACAGGCAUCCACGACGUCCUAACUCUCCUAUGCCUGUCCAAAGAGAUUCACAAGGCCGAUCAUCUACCCACCAUACCUCGGAUGAAGGUCCUAGUGAACAUUCGCGGAGUGAUACACCUCCAUCGGAACCGUCUCAAGACUCAUUUGAUGAGCUUAUAGACACGCCCAUCAAUCCCAAUACUGACUAUUCAUUGAGGGAAUCAGAUGCUUUCUAUGGCACAUUACGCACCAGCUUUAACUCGCAAGUGGCAGAUUCGCCUGGACCGGCAACCCAAGAAAGGCGGAACAUCCUUCAGGAAUGGACAGCCAGGGCUGUAGAGACGUUGAACCAUCCUAUGAAGAAGAAGGAAAAGGGAUUCCAGGUGAUGAGACCUCCACGGCAGGGUUGA
Molecule: messenger RNA, 2319 nt
Organism: Penicillium griseofulvum
Lineage: Eukaryota; Fungi; Ascomycota; Eurotiomycetes; Eurotiales; Aspergillaceae
Exons: 3
Coding region: 1-2319 (772 amino acids)
Biological process (GO): transmembrane transport
Source: RefSeq, a predicted model, not a curated record